AUGGCGGAACACCAAAACCAAAUCCACAACCAUAACCACAAUCAUCAACAACAACCACACCAAACCCAGCAAUCCUUCACAUCCUCCACAACCCAAAGCAGCGGCAGCUUCUUCACCCGCAAACCUUCCUUCUUCAGUAGUCGCAACAAGUCCAAUCAUACUAGUACCCUUCCAUCGCGCGGAAGAACCACACCUCCCCAAACCCAAACCCAUCCCGAGAACCCCAGCGACGCCGAACAUCCCCCUCUUGACCUGAACCAAUACGAAUUUCCCCCCAAAGUACAAUCCACGCCACCCCGCCGCAGGCACGCUUCGAGGCAUUCCAUCUCCUCCUCUGUCGCGGACAUCGGCACGUCGUUGCGACGCUCCCGCUCUGCCUCCCUUCGAACCAACACCUCUAGCGGCACCCAGUCCUCGCAUAAGAGGACCCCCUCUUCCACCCUGGCGUCCUUCUCCCCAGAGAAGACUCCCUCGACCGGCAACCUUCCCCCAGCUGGCAGACCGGCGCUGUCCAUAUCCACCUUUUCACGGAACAAACACAAGAGUUCGGAGAAUGUGAAGCUAGACCAGACCGGAGGAAAACAACCUUACGAGAAGAGCCCCCUGAGCAGUGCUGUUGACAACCCAAACCCGAAGACACCAUUCGGUAUGGCCGUUCCCGUGCCAUUGAGGCAUCCCCCGAGCCAGAAAGAGAUCUCGCUCGCGCGGCAGACCUCUAACUUGGGGACUGGACUGGCGCCUGCUCCUCCCGUUCUUGCCAAUGGAGCCAAUCCGCACAUCAUCUUUCAACACAUACACGAAUUGGCGUCAAAGCGAAUAUCAACGUUGGACUAUCUCCGGAAAGCCCACGAGGGACGUAUAUACUGGUUCAACACUCUCCUGUUUGCGAAGCAGGACCUCACGCGACUCCCCUCCUUCACUCCGCGUAACCUCUCCCGACGAGCCACAAAUUAUCUCCUCCUCGGUUUCUCCCUCCCCACAAUUCUAGAUCUCAACGCCAAUUCUGCCACCGACUACCUAAAAGCCCUCAAUGCGCUUCUGCUGGAAUUCGAGCAAUACCAAUCGAUACAUCCUCCAGACGGAUCGACGUCUUCGUCCUUGUCCAGGGCCAGAAUACCACAAAUGUUUAAACGACCCAACCUGAUGGGUGGAAAGGGACGCCGCAGCUCCAGCGCCGCCGGCGAUUUCCCAAUUCUGACACAGCAAAACUCUUUCAAUGAGCCCCUGUCAGCCCUUGAGCCUUCUUCCGAUGACAUGCUCCUGCCGAACGAGUCGUACACGUAUUUGCAAACACCCUCAAUACCCUUCGAUCCGGAUUUCUUUAGUACAUUUGCUACACUGUGUGAUGUACUCAUCGAUUGCUAUACUAAGAUCCUGAGUCUCCUAAGUACGCCAGAGUCGGUGGUAACAGCUGGAGGAGGUGUGCCAAGCACCGUGGGUGACUUAUUCUCGAAAGCUGAUGCCAGAGUUCGCAAGAUCAUCUUAGGAGGCGUUGUUCGAGAAUUCGAGGAGAGUUGCAGACAGGGAGUGAGGGGUGAGGUUGGAGGGGUCGGCAAGGUCGUUUUGGGAGGGUUAAUGUGA
Aaosphaeria arxii CBS 175.79 is the source of this 1581-nucleotide messenger RNA. RefSeq lists its product as uncharacterized. The record is from RefSeq and is a predicted model, not a curated record. The transcript has 2 exons. Bases 1 to 1581 code for a protein of 526 amino acids. Lineage: Eukaryota; Fungi; Ascomycota; Dothideomycetes; Pleosporales.